Molecule: messenger RNA, 3289 nt
Organism: Telopea speciosissima
Lineage: Eukaryota; Viridiplantae; Streptophyta; Magnoliopsida; Proteales; Proteaceae
Product: TPR and ankyrin repeat-containing protein 1-like
Exons: 8
Coding region: 1-3276 (1091 amino acids)
Molecular function (GO): ATP binding; hydrolase activity
Source: RefSeq, a predicted model, not a curated record
AUGGAAGCUGAAGCAAAGGGUGAAGAAGACAACAAUACCGUUAUGGGAGACAAGCUUACAGCAUGGGAUGCCUCAAGACAGAAGCUUAGCGUUGGUGUUAUUUCUCCAUACAAUGCUCAAGUUGCUGCAAUUCAAGAGAAACUUGGACGGAUAUAUGGGAAACACAGUAACUUCGAGGUGAAAGUGAAUUCUAUUGAUGGUUUCCAGGGAAGUGAGGAAGACAUCAUAGUUCUCUCUACAGUAAGAUCCAAUAAUGAGGGGUCAAUUGGGUUCUUGUCUAAUCCACAGCGAGCGAAUGUUGCUUUGACGAGGGCCAAGCAUUGUCUUUGGAUUUUAGGAAAUGAAAAAACUCUGAUCAACAGUAGAUCUAUUUGGCCUGAAUUAGUUUGUGAUGCCAAAAGGCGUCAGCGUUUUUUCAAUGCUGAUGAUGACAAAGAUCUGGCUAAAGCAAUAGUACAGGCCAAGCAAGAGCUUGACCAGCUAGAUGAUUUACUUAAUGCGAACUCAACACUUUUCAAAAAUGCAAGGUGGAAGGUUCUCUUCAGUGAAAACUUCAGGAAAUCAUUUGGAAAAAUGAAAUCUACACAAAAAAAGAAAUCAGUUAUUAAUUUAUUAUUGAAGCUCUCAUGUGGAUGGCGCCCCAGAAAAAGAAAGAUAGACCCCAUUUGUGAAAGCUCUGUACAGCUUGUGAAACAGUUUAAGGUUGAAAAUUUGUAUAUUAUUUGUUCUGUUGAUGUUAUGAAAUAUGAAAGCUAUGUGCAAGUUUUGAAGGUUUGGGAUGUUUUACCUCUAGAGGAGAUUCCAAAACUGGUUAAACGUUUGGAUAACAUCUUUGCCCCAUUAACAGAUGAUUUUGUCAAUCGCUGUAAAGUGAAAUUCGUCAAUGGGGAUUUGGAAGUGCCCAUGAUCUGGCCAAGCUCUGACAACAUUGUUCGGAGUAGGAAUAUAUACUGUACAGAACUUCAGAAGAUUUCAAAUGAUGACGACAUUGACGGUAGAAGCUAUGUUGAAAAUUCAAGGGUGAGCGAGAGUUUGCUACUGAUGAAAUUCUACUCAUUAUCAUCGGGUGUUAUUGGGCAUCUUCUCUCUGGACAUGAUGGUAGAGAACUUGAUCUUCCAUUUGAAGUAACAGAUCAGGAGCGGGAGAUUAUUCUUUUCCCUAGUACUACAUUCAUCCUAGGAAGGUCUGGAACAGGGAAAACAACUGUGUUGACCAUGAAGUUGAUUCAAAAGGAGCAACAACAAUACCUUUCCUCAGAAGGAAUGUCGGAAUUGAAGUUCGAUACAAGUAAGGAUGUUCACAAGACGAAUGAGAUUGUGAAGGGUGUUGGAGAAGCUAGCGGGACUGUUUUGCGUCAGGUGUUUGUCACUGUUAGCCCCAAGUUAUGUUCUGCUGUCAAGAAGCAAAUUUCUCAGUUGAAAAGCUUCACCUGUGGAGGAAGUUUUUCAGAAGCUAAAUCAAUCGAUAUGCAUGAUAUUGAUGACAUAAAUGUCUCCGGGGAUAUUCCUUAUUGUUUCCGUAAUGUUCCACAUACUUCCUACCCUCUAGUCAUAUCUUUUCAGAAAUUUCUUACGAUGCUGGAUGCAAGUAUGGAAAAGUCAUUCUUUGAUAGAUUUCGUGAUUUAAAUAAAUUUUCACUGGGUACAACUGGAACUUUUAAUUCAGUUGCAUUACAAGCCUUCAUAAGAACAAAGGAGGUUAAUUAUGACAAGUUCAAUUCAUCAUACUGGCCACAUUUUAAUAGUCAGUUGACUAAGAUGUUGGAUUCUUCAAUUGUGUUUACUGAGAUAAUUUCCCAUAUAAAGGGUGGAAUAUGUUCGGGCAGGGCAGAAGAUGGUAGACUCAACCGGGAGGAUUAUGUUGCCUUGUCUGAAGGCCGGGUGUCCACCUUAAAUAGAGAAAGGAGAGAGGUAAUUUAUGAUAUAUUUCUUGAUUAUGAAAAGAAGAAGUUGAUGAAUGGUGAGUUUGACUUGGCUGAUUUAGUUAUUGACCUUCAUCGCCAAUUGAGAAAUGGAAGCUAUGAAGGUGAGGAAAUGGACUUGGUCUAUAUUGAUGAGGUUCAAGAUCUAACCAUGAGGCAGAUUGCACUUUUCAAAUAUAUAUGCAAAAAUUCUUCUGAUGGCUUUGUUUUCGCUGGUGAUACUGCCCAAACUAUUGCCAGGGGGAUCGAUUUCAGAUUCCAAGAUAUAAGAUCACUGUUCUUCAAAGAGUUCCUUAUGGAAUCAGCAAGUGAUAGCAAUGAGAGAGGGAAAAGAAGUAGCCAGCCGCGUGUCUCGGAGAUUUUCCAUUUAAACCAAAACUUCCGUACCCAUGCUGGUGUUCUCAAUCUUGCACAGAGUGUGAUUGACCUUUUAUAUCGUUUCUUUCCUCACUCUAUUGAUGUUUUAAGCCCUGAGACAAGUCUUAUAUAUGGAGAAGCUCCUGUGUUGUUUGAAUCUGGAAAUGAUGAAAAUCCAAUCCUAACUAUUUUUGGCAAUAGUGGACCAAAUGCUGGAAGUAUGAUUGGCUUCGGAGCUGAGCAGGUCAUAUUGGUACGUGAUGAUUCUGCAAAGAAGGAAGUCUCUGCCCAUAUUGGAAAACAAGCUCUUGUUUUAACAAUACUUGAGUGCAAAGGACUUGAGUUUCAGGAUGUACUGCUAUACAACUUUUUUGGCACAUCUCCUUUGCAAAAUAAGUGGAGAGUUGUGUAUGCGUAUAUGAAAGAACAGGAUAUCCUUGAUCCCUCUCCACCAAAGUCAUUUCCAUGUUUCAGUGUCGCAAAACACAAUGUUCUUUGCUCCGAAUUGAAGCAAUUAUAUGUUGCUAUAACUCGUACAAGGCAAAGGUUGUGGAUCUGUGAGAACAUUGAAGCGUUGUCCAGGCCUAUGUUUGAUUAUUGGAAAAAGUUGGGCCUAGUUCAAGUUAGGCAACUUGAUGGUUCACUUGCACAAGCAAUGCAAGUUGCAAGCAGCAAAGAGGAGUGGCGUUUACGUGGCAUCAAGCUAUUUAAUGAGGAAAACUUUGAGAUGGCUACAAUGUGCUUUGAAAGAGCUGGAGACACAUACAGAGAGAAAUGGGCUAAAGCAGCUGGUCUUCGAGCUGCUGCAGACCGCAUGCAUGGCACUAAUUCCGAAAUGCGGCGUAUUGCUCUUUUAGAAGCUGCAGAGAUUUAUGAAACAAUUGGUAGAGCUGAGUCUGCUGCUAAGUGUUUUAUUGAGUUGGGGGAAUUUAAAAGAGCAGGUAUGAGAUUUUGUAUUGAUUUUGCAUAUUGUUCCUAUAACAAUAACAGAACCUGAAUCUGACAGAAGA